AUGGAGGAGAAUGACCCCAAGCCCAGCGAGGCUGCGGCAGCAGCAGCGGCGGCGGAGGGGCCGAGGCAGCCGGAAUCUAGCCCCAGCGGCGGAUCCGGCGACGCGGACACUGGCCGCCGGCGGAAUCUGAUGCUGCCCGCGGUUCUGCAGGCGCCGGGCAACCACCAGCACCCGCAUCGCAUCACCAACUUCUUCAUCGACAACAUCCUGCGGCCCGAGUUCGGCCGGAGAAAGGACGCAGGGACCUGCUGUGUGGGCGCGGGAGGAGGAAGAGUUGGCAGCGGCGAAGGAGGCACAAGCGGUGAGGACGGAGGCGGUGGCUCGGGCGGUGCGGAUCAGCUCCUGGGGUCUGGCCGGGAGCCGCGGCAGAGCGCACCCUGUGCGCCGAGUGCGGGCGGACCGCUGGCCGGCGGCGGCGGCGACUCUCCAGGUGAAGGAGAAGGCGGCUCCAAGGCGCUCUCGCUGCACAGCGGCGCCAAGAAAGGCAGCGACCCUGGCGGCCCCCUGGACGGGGCGCUCAAGGCCCGCAGCUUGGGCAGCGGCGACCUGUCGUUGAGCUCGGAUUCGGACAGCUCGCAGGCCAGCGCCAACCUGGGCGCGCAGCCCAUGCUCUGGCCGGCCUGGGUCUACUGCACGCGCUACUCGGAUCGGCCUUCUUCAGGCCCCAGGUCCCGCAAACCAAAGAAGAAGAACCCCAACAAAGAGGACAAGCGGCCGCGCACGGCCUUCACCGCGGAGCAGCUGCAGAGGCUCAAGGCCGAGUUCCAGACCAACAGGUACCUGACGGAGCAGCGGCGCCAGAGCCUGGCGCAGGAGCUCUGCCUCAACGAGUCGCAGAUCAAGAUCUGGUUCCAGAACAAGCGCGCCAAGAUCAAGAAGGCCACGGGCAACAAGAACACGCUGGCAGUGCACCUCAUGGCGCAGGGCCUGUACAAUCACUCCACCGCCGCCAAGGAGGGCAAGUCGGACAGCGAGUAG
Artibeus jamaicensis (Jamaican fruit-eating bat) is the source of this 978-nucleotide messenger RNA. It is a transcript of the gene EN2, whose product is annotated as engrailed homeobox 2. The transcript has 2 exons. Gene Ontology annotation, cellular component: nucleus. NCBI's taxonomy places the organism in Eukaryota, Metazoa, Chordata, Mammalia, Chiroptera, Phyllostomidae. The record is from RefSeq and is a predicted model, not a curated record. Gene Ontology annotation, molecular function: RNA polymerase II cis-regulatory region sequence-specific DNA binding; DNA-binding transcription factor activity, RNA polymerase II-specific. Bases 1 to 978 code for a protein of 325 amino acids. Gene Ontology annotation, biological process: multicellular organism development; regulation of transcription by RNA polymerase II; neuron differentiation.